AGACCUCGGCCUCUCCCCGCCUCCGGCCACCGCGGCUGUGGUGGAUCCGCAGCUCCAAAAGCGGCCCACAGACUCCUCACUGGGCCAGUCCAGCGCUGGGUGCCCGAGCCCCGCGCACCUCCCACGGCUCCCUAAACCGGUAUCCCUUCUCAGCAGAGUUUGAGAGCAACUUUCCCCUCCGUCCCCGGCGCUGCGGUGCUCCGAGAUCGUGGCGGCCGCAGGUUGCUAAACCCGGGCUACGCUAGCCGAACCUCGGCUUCAGGCUCGUGUAGGUCGCUUCUUCUCAGAGGUGCACGCUGGGGGUCCCCGACCUCGAGGCUGAGGGCGAAAUGCCUCUGGGACACAUCAUGAGGCUGGAUCUGGAGAAAAUCGCCCUGGAGUACAUCGUGCCUUGUCUGCACGAGAUCGGCUUCUGCUACCUGGACAACUUCCUGGGCGAGGUGGUGGGCGACUGCGUCCUGGAGCGCGUGAAGCAGCUGCACUACAACGGGGCCCUGCGCGACGGCCAGCUGGCCGGGCCGCGGGCUGGCGUCUCCAAGCGGCACCUGCGGGGCGACCAGAUCACGUGGAUCGGGGGCAACGAGGAGGGCUGCGAGGCCAUCAGCUUCCUCUUGUCCCUCAUUGACCGGCUGGUCCUGUACUGCGGGAGCCGGCUGGGCAAAUACUACGUCAAGGAGAGGUCCAAGGCAAUGGUGGCCUGCUAUCCGGGCAAUGGAACAGGUUAUGUUCGCCAUGUGGACAACCCUAAUGGUGAUGGGCGCUGUAUCACCUGCAUCUACUAUCUGAACAAGAACUGGGAUGCCAAGCUGCAUGGUGGGGUCCUGCGGAUAUUUCCAGAAGGGAAAUCAUUCAUUGCAGAUGUGGAGCCCAUUUUUGACAGACUGUUAUUCUUCUGGUCAGAUCGCAGGAACCCACACGAAGUGCAGCCUUCCUAUGCAACCAGAUAUGCCAUGACUGUUUGGUACUUUGACGCUGAAGAAAGGGCAGAAGCCAAGAAGAAAUUCAGGAACUUAACUAGGAAAACUGAAUCUGCCCUCACUGAAGACUGAAUGUGCUCUGAAAUCUGCUGGCCACCUUCAUUUUGGUAUCAGCUAAAUUCUCUGUCAGAGUUGAGAUCCAAAGAUGGCCUCGUCGGUGACCACAGCUUACUCCCUACUGCUCUGCAUCCCUGUCUUGUGUGUGGUACUUCUUCUUUUCUUGCCAGGACUGCACCGACCUCCAGACACUCUCUUUGCCAGACAUGAACUCACUUGAUAACUCCAGAAAUGCCUGUAGACACUUCAUUGGUCAGCAGUUUAAGGAUCGAUUUGGUGAUGUCGGCUAUCAAAGGAAGAGCCCAGGAGCGCAGGAGUGAAUCUUACUUGCACUUUAUGUAUUCUUCCUGAUGCGAAAGGAGGAAGUUUGGAAAAAAAAAAAAAACAAACCAAAAAACCAAAUUGGUGAGAGAGGAAUUACUGAAAUCCGCACAGCAGAAAGCUGAAAUUUGUGUCAUCUGAACAAUUUCCAGAUGUUGUUAAUCUGGGGCUGUUGGGGUUUCUGGAACAUUACCACAACCUAAUAACAUGAUUACCUCUAGAAAGGGCUGCUGUCAUAGUGAUAAGUUAUGAGCAUUCUACAGGGUAGACACUCCUUUUUUCUUUCCCACCACUUGGACUUCUGCUCUCAGCCCAUUUUGCUGAAAAUGAUUUUCUAAUUGAGAAUGACACCACCACUUAUUCUUCAUAUUCACUUCUCAUGAGGAGACUGUACUUACUGAGAGGCUAAUAUUAGAUCUUAGUUGUUUUGGUUGCUUUGUUGGAAUCUGAAUUUAAAUCACAAGACAGAAAACUACCUGAUAGUUUAGUGUUACGCUCCGGUGACAGUGUGGAAAAAUUCAGGUCUGCUGAUAUACAAUGAAAGUAUGUAUCAAGAAAGAUUUGAGACAGAAGAUAGAGUUGUAAAUGUGAGUGUUCCCAGUUUUUCAGUAUUUCUUUUUAAUGAGCUCACCAUUUUUUAACAACAACAACAAGAACAACAAUGACAAAAAUAGGGUGCUAUGUUUUAAAAAGGAUAUGGAAAUAAAAAAAAAAUUUCGAAACUGUUUGACUUCUGCUGCAUUGUUUGUCCCUACCAGAUUUUCCUCAGCUGUCUUGAUUCUUCAGAUCCUCUGUGAUUAGUAGGCCAGAACCAUGGAAUUUUCUAGAUUUGGGAGAGGUUCUAUACUGUGCUUUCCUACUGCAAUAGGCAAACUUCACCACCUCAAGUACUCUGAGUGAACAUCUACUUUAUGAAAGAUUCUGUUCCUGAUUUUCAAUUCCACUUUCAUAUUUUUAAACUCUCUUCAGUUUCCUGCUUGAAAAUCCUACGAACAUUAAAAAGCCAGCAAUGUUUUCUUUUGUCAUGAAUGGAAAUAUAGUUUCCCAUAAAGAAGUUUUAUUUUAUCCUUUUAUGGUUUUGGAAAAUUUUCAGAUCAGCCAUGUUGUCAUGCCUUCUCAUAGUUUCACUUCUUUUUAAAAAAUAGUAGUGCUUAUCACCUUCUAACUUAUAUGUAAUUUAUUUAUUUAUUACAUUUAUGGUUUUGUAUUUUCCCUCUAUCAUAUAAGCACAAUGAAAACAGGGACUUCAUAUGUUUUUAAUCAAUAUAAUAUAUUUCCAACAUUUAAAUAGUGCCAGGCACAUAGGAAGAACUCAGUAAA
Molecule: messenger RNA, 2675 nt
Organism: Octodon degus (degu)
Lineage: Eukaryota; Metazoa; Chordata; Mammalia; Rodentia; Octodontidae
Gene: Egln3
Product: egl-9 family hypoxia inducible factor 3
Exons: 5
Coding region: 330-1049 (239 amino acids)
Biological process (GO): peptidyl-proline hydroxylation to 4-hydroxy-L-proline; cellular response to hypoxia
Cellular component (GO): cytoplasm; nucleus
Molecular function (GO): ferrous iron binding; peptidyl-proline 4-dioxygenase activity; L-ascorbic acid binding
Source: RefSeq, a predicted model, not a curated record